AAAAAGGGGGAGUAUCCAAAGGUGAGGAAGGGAGAGGGAGCGGAUAAAAAGAAGAGGAGAGGAAGGGAAGCGGAUUGCUGCAGCUCAUUCGAGUCAACAUAACGCAGGAGUUUAAUUCCUCCCCUCCCAGCCGCACCGUCCACAAUGACAAUCUAAUUAGCGGUGCGCCAAAAAAAAAAAAAAAAAAAAAAAGAAAGAAAGAAAGAAAAAUUACGCACAACUUUUUCUUCUUCUCCAGUCGUUUUGCCGGGUCGAUCCUCGCCGGUAAAUAUUAAAAAGGAAAGAAAAGAAAACCGGUGGAUCAUCGCUCAUCACUCGGACCUCGGAUCUCCUGCGCACGCGACCAAGCACUGGUCUUUAGGGGAGGGGGGCGUCUGGAUCUUGUGAUGGGGGCAGUGGCUGAGGUCGGGAGCUUCGCCAACGGGUUUCUGGAUAGCUUUGGAGCCGCUUCGGCUUCGGUCGGUUCGCAUUUCGUUCUCACCCCAGCGGGGGCCGUGGACUACAACUCUGCAACGGGACUGAUGCUGGGAGGACAGCCGCUGCUGCAGCAGCACCAUCACCACCAGCAGCAGCACCACCAGCAGCAGCACCAGCAGCAGCACCACCAGCACCAGCAGCAGGAGAACCUGGUGUCCGCGGAGAGGCUAUCCCGGAGCCUGGCGGACCUGAGCCAUCUGAAAGGGAUCCUGAGGCGGCGGCAGCUUUACUGCAGGACCGGCUUCCACCUGGAAAUCCAUCCGGACGGGACGGUGGAGGGUACCAGGAAAGACCACAGCAGAUUCGGUAUUCUGGAGUUCAUCAGUCUUGCAGUUGGACUGGUCAGCAUCAGAGGGGUGGACAGCGGCCUUUACCUCGCCAUGAACAGCAAGGGGGAGCUGUAUGGAUCGGAAAAGCUGUCAGCAGAGUGCGUUUUCAGGGAGCAGUUUGAGGAAAACUGGUACAACACUUACUCCUCAAACAUCUACCGGCACGGGGAGAAAGGGGCCUUCUAUUUCGUUGGGCUGAACAAAGAUGGGACAUCGCGGGACGGAACGAGGUCGCGACGGCAUCAGAGGUUCACGCACUUCCUACCGAGGCCCGUCGAUCCAGAGAGAGUCCCAGACCUGUACAGAGACAUACUGGGACAGAGCUGAGGGUUAAAAGCCAUCUGUGCCCUAACGCAACCAAAACCGGUCGAAACAGGCCAACUGAGUGCGCCGAACAUCAUCCCUUUCCUUUUUUCUUUGGAGACGGAGGAUCUUGUGGAUCUGGACGGAACAGAGUCGCGAAGAAAGCACCGAGUCUAGUCCACGCUGUUGGGUUGGAGAGGGAAGGAAAAAAGUCUGGGAUAUGAGAAGAAAAACGCAAGAGAACUCUAACAAAGGGACACAGAGGAGGUUCCUCAAAUGUUCCUCAGUGGCCUACGGAAAGACCCGGGUGGCCAAGAGGUUAUUCUUUUUUUGGAUUUUUAUUAGUUUUCAUUUGAUAAAAAUCCAAAUACAUGCUCAAAUGGACUGGAUCUGAUAGUUGUGUGAUUAACCACCAGCUGCUGGUAGCCUUUCUGUCUGCUGGGACUUUACUGCUCCACUACUGUCAGUAGAUGUUUUAGUUGUUUUUUUUUCUGUCUAACAUUUUCGAGGCUGCUAUGGCUUGUUUGUAUUACAAAAAAAAAAAACCCACACACACA
Molecule: messenger RNA, 1666 nt
Organism: Poecilia latipinna (sailfin molly)
Lineage: Eukaryota; Metazoa; Chordata; Actinopteri; Cyprinodontiformes; Poeciliidae
Product: fibroblast growth factor 9-like
Exons: 3
Coding region: 387-1133 (248 amino acids)
Molecular function (GO): growth factor activity
Source: RefSeq, a predicted model, not a curated record